This is a messenger RNA of Phyllostomus hastatus (greater spear-nosed bat), 3254 nucleotides long. RefSeq names its product tripartite motif containing 38 (gene TRIM38). The transcript has 7 exons. The record is from RefSeq and is a predicted model, not a curated record. Bases 1536 to 2936 code for a protein of 466 amino acids. Gene Ontology annotation, molecular function: zinc ion binding; protein binding. NCBI's taxonomy places the organism in Eukaryota, Metazoa, Chordata, Mammalia, Chiroptera, Phyllostomidae.
CUGGAGCAGUGGGAAGGGAAACCGUGGAUAAGGGGGGCUCCUGGACUCCUCCCCAAGAAAACCUGGCUGGAAGCCUCAACAGCGGGAAGCAGCUGACAGAGGCAAGGCACGCGUUGGAUGAGGGACUCGGGGGUUCAUUCCUUCUCCUCCGGGUGCUGGCUGCCUCAGGAGCAGGGUGUCCUGACAGUGCGAGGCCUGCGGGGGUGUUCAGAGGGUGUGGGGGGCCUGCGGAGGUGUCCGGACCAUGUGGGGGGGCCGCAGGGGUGUCCGGACCAUGUGCAGCGCCUGUCACCGCAGGGCACUCCAGGGCACCAGGAGCCUGGGCGGCGGACAGGCAGAGCUAGGGGCCCCUGAAGGGCACAGGGCUGACCAGGCGCUCUGUUGGGGGCGGAGGAGAGGGACCUGGUCCACACUGUAGCCUGAAGCGUGAGCGGCAGGGCCAGCGGGACCCAGGCUGGGCCUUGACCCCUGGCCUCACUCCCGCCUGUGUCCGCGGCCUUGAACCCUGCGCACGUGCAUUGCCUAAGCAGACCUUUGUUGUGGGUGCCCCUGCGCCUCCACGCGUGCCAAGGUCUGAUGUUGAGGUGGUAAUCUGCCUUUUUUCCGAAAUAGGAGUAAGUCUACCAUGGGCGGGGCAGGAGUUCUGCUCUUCCCGUAAACUGGGAGGCUAAGAGUCGCCCCUUGGUGUUUUCCCCACGGCGCACAGGCCCUGGGGGUUCACGUGGCUCCCAGGUGCCAGCGGAGUCGUGAGUGGCGCGUCUGCUGUCCCGAUUCCUGACUCAGCUACUCAGCACCCGAACCUGCGGACAGACCCAGACCGCGAGCGGGAAAAUGAGGCCCGGCCACAGGACAUAGGGAGCAACAUAGACCCCGCCUGCCGCACCACCCCCUUCGGAGCAGCUGGGAAGGAACAAGCGACCUAAAAAUAGCAAAAAAAAAAAAAAGAAAAAAAACCCCAUCCGCCUUCCGGGCGGAUGGGUCCCAAGGGGAAUGGCGGCCAAAGCAGAAAGGCCUUCCUUGGGAGCCUGGGAGCCGCGCGGCUGCGGACCUCAGGCGCUCCUCCGCGCUGGGGCUCCGGCACUGCUCGGCCCCGCGGCAGCAGUCUGUGCCCUGUGCUGCCGCUGCCCCCCUCCCUGGCAGCAGCCCCGGCUGAGUAUAACAGACACGGGCGGUUUCCCGGUUUUCCCCCCCAAACCUCCCAGGGCCCCGCCCCCGCCGCAGUUUCACUUUUGAGUUCACCUCCGCCCGCCCGGGACUCGGCGGCGCUCGCAGCGGCGGGGACUCCAGCGAAAGCGCGACUGUCGGUGGUGGCCGAGAUUCCAGUGGCCACGGCGAUCGUCACUACCACCUUCCCCAGCACAGUGACAUUUUUUUGCAUCUUCUGAAUUCCAACGCAUUUCUCCCCUGUAGAGAGGAGACUGCGAGACCCGUGGGGGCCAGUGGCAGCCGGGGCGGAGCGUUUCCUUCGCUGUGGAGAAGUCCUGGCCGGGCAUCCCUGACCCCAGACCUCGUGUGGGCGCCCUGCGAGGAGAGCCAUGGCCUCGGCCACAAGCAGCAAGAAGAUGAGGGAGGAGGCCACCUGCUCCAUCUGCCUGAACCUGAUGGUGGAGCCCAUGAGCAUCAGCUGCGGCCACAGCUACUGCCAGGGCUGCAUCCUGCGCUUCCUGGACAAGCAGCCGCGCCCGCCGCCGGCCCUGCCGCAGGCCUACCCCUGCCCCCAGUGCCGCGCGCCGUUCCAGCGGGCCAGCCUGCGGCCCAACAAGCAGCUGGGCGGCCUCAUCGAAGCCCUCAGGGAGAUGGACUGCGACGUGUGCUGCGAGGAGCACAACGAGCGGCUCCAGCUGUUCUGCGAGGACGAGGGCCAGCUCAUCUGCUGGCGCUGCGAGCGGGCGCCGCGGCACCAGGGGCACAGCACCGCGCUCGUGGAGGACGUGUGCCCCGGCUACAAGGAAAAGCUCCAGAAAGCCAUGACAAAACUGAGGCAGCUGGAAAAGGAAUGCACGCACCAGAAGGCGUCCAAGGGGAAGCAGAUAACAGAAUGGAACGAGAUGAUCAGUGUUAAGAGACAGAAGAUCCAGUUCGACUUCAGAAACCUGCACAGCUUCCUGGAGGAGGAGGAGAAGUGGUACCUGUGGAAGCUGGACCAAGAGAAGGAGCAGACUCUGAAGAGGCUGAGGGAGAGCGAGGCCAAGCUGGGGCAGAAGAGACACCAGCUGGAGAGCCACAUCCUGGAGCUGGAGGAGCGGUGCCAGGGCUCGGCGCAGAAGCUGCUGCAGGACGUGAAGGCCACGCUGAGCAGGAGUCAGGCCGUGCAGCUGGAGGCCCCGGACACCCUCUCCCUGGAGGUUCGGACUGAGUGUGACGUUUCGAAGCGUUACUUCGACGUGAAGAAGCUGCUGAGGAGCCAUCAAGUGAGCGUGGUUCUGGAUCCAGACACGGGGCAUCGGGAGCUGAUUGUGUCUGAGGAUCGGAGACAGGUGACCCGGGGGUGCCCCCAGGACAAUCUGGACGUGUCUCCCAGGAGGUUCACCGCCGCGCCCUGCAUCCUGGGCCGUGAGAGCUUCACCUCAGGGCGGCACUACUUUGAGGUGGACGUGGGAGAAGGGACCGGGUGGGACGUCGGCGUCUGCGUGGAAAGUGUGCCGAGGGACGCGGCCCUGAAGCAGGAGCCCCAGGCUGGCUUCUGGGCUCUCCGGCUGUGCGCCAAGGAUGGCUACGUGGCGCUGACCUGGCCCCGCACGCCCCUGCGCCUGGGGGAGCAACCCCUGGUGGUGGGGGUGCUCCUGGACUGCGAGGCCGGAGUCGUCUCCUUCUACAGCGUGACCUCGGGCUCCCGCAUGUUCACCUUCCCCAAGGCCUCCUUCUCGGACGCGCUGCGGCCCUACUUCCAGGUCUACCCCUACUCCCCCUUGUUCCUGCCCCCGCUGGACGCGUGAGGACGGGAGCGGCGUCCUGGGCUGCACCCGCCGGAGAGACUCUGUGAGGCCGGGAGGUGAGCACUCUGGGCUGUGUGCUCCCCUGCUGUGCCCGGGCCCCCAGCGCGGGGCCGGGCUGUUGUGGGUCCUCGCCAGUCUGCCUCGCACGAAGGGCUGUCAAGGACGAGAGCCCCACAGCCGGCCAGUCUAAGCCUGACCUCCGCAGCCGCGUCGGUGGGCUCUGAGCUUUGGUUUCCGCAGUCUGUGGGAGGCGCGGAGGUCAGGAGGUCCGAGUGCUCCUGUUCUGUUUUGUUUUUUCUUUUCUCAUCUGAGGACAUG